GAAAAGGUUAAGCUUAAUGGGUCUUGAUGAUGCAUGUAAUACAUGCCUUGUUCUAGGGCUAGGCUUCCCAUCGUCCCCAGAAACUCCACCCAAGGCCAACGAUCAAACGUCCAACAAGCCACCGGCCAGGGCGGCUCCGACGAUGAGUUUUGAACCAUUCCUUACGCUUGGUAUUUCCGGUGAGAGCCACCGAGUUACUGUCACCAAAAAGGUUGAUGUGAACGAAGGUGGUUAUCAUGAUCAUCAUCGCCACCGUGAAGAACCUCCCACCUCCGCUUCCGCCGCCGCCGAUUUGUAUCGUCCAGCUUCUCCUGAUCCUAGCGCUGUUUCGUCGUUUUCUAGUUGUAGGGUCAAGAGGGAGAGAGACAGCGAAGAAGUACAAGUAGAGAAGAAUUCAUGUAGAGUUAGCGAAGAAGACGAAGAUGGCGUCAAUGCAAGAAAGAAACUUCGGCUCACCAAAGAACAAUCGGCUCUCCUCGAGGAAAGCUUUAAACAACACAACACCCUCAAUCCAAAUCAAAAGCAUGCUUUAGCAAGACAAUUGAACUUGAAACCGAGACAAAUUGAAGUCUGGUUUCAAAACAAAAGAGCCAGGACGAAGCUUAAGCAGACGGAGGUGGAUUGUGAGUUCUUGAAGAGGUGUUGUGAGACGCUGACAAACGAAAACAGAAGACUGCAAAAAGAAUUACAAGAACUCAAAGCACUGAAAAUGGCGGCGCGACCCUUUUACACGAACCUACCGGUGGCGACUCUCACUAUGUGCCCGUCGUGUGAGAGAAUCGGCGGCCAGGGGAAUCCCAAGAACCUGUUUUCCGGGCCUUCAGAUCCUCAUUUCUAUAAUAACGUCACUAAUCCUUCUGCAGCAUGUUAAUUAAUUUAAGCUAUUCAGAACGUAACAGCAAAAGAAAAUGAAUCAAAAGUAGUGUAAUUAAUUAAAUUUAGGCAACAAUAGUACAAAUACUGAUCAAUGUAAACGAUCA
This is a messenger RNA of Hibiscus syriacus, 980 nucleotides long. RefSeq names its product homeobox-leucine zipper protein HAT22-like. The record is from RefSeq and is a predicted model, not a curated record. Bases 17 to 871 code for a protein of 284 amino acids. The transcript is spliced from 3 exons. Lineage: Eukaryota; Viridiplantae; Streptophyta; Magnoliopsida; Malvales; Malvaceae. Gene Ontology annotation, biological process: regulation of DNA-templated transcription. Gene Ontology annotation, molecular function: sequence-specific DNA binding; DNA-binding transcription factor activity, RNA polymerase II-specific.